Messenger RNA from Temnothorax curvispinosus, 1600 nucleotides. RefSeq lists its product as uncharacterized. Gene Ontology annotation, biological process: late endosome to vacuole transport via multivesicular body sorting pathway. Lineage: Eukaryota; Metazoa; Arthropoda; Insecta; Hymenoptera; Formicidae. The coding region runs from base 1 to 1494 and encodes 497 amino acids. Gene Ontology annotation, cellular component: multivesicular body. The transcript has 8 exons. The record is from RefSeq and is a predicted model, not a curated record.
AUGGCACUAGCAGAACCCGAUUUGCCACAAGUUCUGAAUCCUCUGAAAUCUAUACAGAAAUUAUUCGAGUAUUUCCUGAGCUUGGUUGGUCCACUGAUAAAGAAGCGAGAAAUGUACACUGCUCUUUCACUCACUCAGAGGCUUGCUAUGACAUUGAGAUUCUUGGCAGCAGGAGACAGUCAGUAUACUCUGAGCUUUUUCUAUCGAUGUGGCCAGAGCAUUCGGUCAGGAUCUGAAAGACAGUGCUCUGGCCAUAUCACCCUUAGCAAUGGUCAGCCUCUGAGAUCUUUGCUCAGGGGAAGGCUGAUGUGCGCUUGGAUCAACAAUGUCAGACUCUAUGGUCGCAGGGCCGGCAACAGCUCCUAUCAUCGCCGCGCCGUCCCUAUCGCCCUCAUCGAUGCCAACCGCGUUUCGCGAUUGCAGCUCUUGGCAGAAGACUCUAACCAUCUCGCGAUAAGCCUCUUGUCGACGCUUACCCUUGAUAGCUUCGAGACUCCUAUGGGGGAACUCCAUAUUCUUCAUGAAUCAUCAUCUGCAGGACUCCUUAUCCUGCAGAUGAUGAUUCAUGAAGAUAAUUCCCCCCCGGCUAAGGUGGCUGAAGCCUCAGCGCGAGCCAUGAGCCUGACCUCCUACACUGACCAACGUGCUUUUACGCGCUCGACAUCCACCGCGCUGUUGGCCACCACUGGGUGGACCUUAGUAACAUCCAAACUUAGACCACGCAUGGUCUGGAACUCCCUUGGACAAAACUCACAGCCAUAUGGUUCUGUCCCUUCUGUGAUUUCGGACAUGGCUCUACUCCUAAAAUAUUUAACAGUCGCGUCGAAGCACGACCAACGAAAUAACGUUGUCAGUUAUUGGUGUCGCCUGUAUGCUCUUCAAACUGGAUUGAAAUUGUCCAUUAAGACAUCGGCGGAGACUAAUUUUUUAUUAAAGUUGAUGGACUGGUUGGAAGCAACGAAGAAAGAACUGCAUGACAACGAAGCUAUUACUAACGAUGUGGCCGCUCAAGCGCAUUUAAAAAAUUGGGCCCUGAAGCUCUUUUUAUAUGCCGAUAAGAACGAUAGGGCUGCAAAUUUUUUCAAGAAUGUACUACAGAGCUUUUAUACCGCUCAGAUAUUGUACGAUGUGUUGCCGCUGUUUGGAGAAUUGAGCGUGGAAGUGGCACAAAAUUGGAAGUACGCUCAAUGGAAAGCAGUUUAUCUCAACAAUUGUUUCACAAAUAGAGAAACUCCGGUGCCAGGGCCAAUGAAAGAAGCAGAUGAUGAAAAUUUGUCAAAUUCUAAUGAACAUUUUUUUUUUGAAUCAAGUGUAAAUCCUGGAAGUCCUAAGGAUAAUACUUUGCUAGACAUUCCGCCUGCUCCUGUAAAUUCGCCAACUACAAGAACGCAGUUGUUUGAAUCAGAAGAUGAUAAGUAUAAAACAGAAAAUAAGUCCUGUGGUGCCAAGUUGACGGUUGAACAAAUUAGCAAGGUUCAAAAAAUGAUCAAAUGAGCAAGCAGUGCAUUGGAUUAUGAUGAUGUAGCUACUUCUGUAAUGAAUCUUCGGAAAGCUCUGCAUCUUUUAACUACUGGUCAGGAAUCCGCAUAGAUGAAAUGGA